Messenger RNA from Mya arenaria, 1188 nucleotides. Its product is annotated as mitochondrial fission 1 protein-like. Gene Ontology annotation, molecular function: protein binding. The coding region runs from base 87 to 539 and encodes 150 amino acids. The transcript has 5 exons. The record is from RefSeq and is a predicted model, not a curated record. NCBI's taxonomy places the organism in Eukaryota, Metazoa, Mollusca, Bivalvia, Myida, Myidae. Gene Ontology annotation, biological process: peroxisome fission; autophagy of mitochondrion; mitochondrial fission. Gene Ontology annotation, cellular component: peroxisomal membrane; mitochondrial outer membrane.
CGAUUAACCUAUUCGUUGAAAAGUAAUCAAGUAGACAGAAACAUAGAAAUGUCAAUUUCAUUAAAGAGCAUAUGAAAUAGUACAGAAUGGAAAUAAUAUUGAAUGACACUGUUGAUCCAAAGGAUUUAAGGAACUUUCGCCACCAGUAUGAGGACCAGUGUGGGCGGGGAGUUCCGAGUGAGAAGGCACAGUUUGAGUAUGCCAUUUGUCUGGUCAGGAGUAAACCAGAGAUGGAUGUGAAGCAUGGAAUAGCUCUCCUUGAAGACUUGUGCAAACGGACACAUGACAGUGAUACAAAACGAGAUUGCCUGUAUUAUCUGGCCUUGGGCAACACAAGAAUAAAAUUCUAUGAGGCUGCAUUGCGGUACUGUGAUGCAUUUUUAAAGAUCGAACCUCAGAACCAUCAAGUACGGGACCUACAAAUGCAUGCGAAGAAAAAGUUGAGAAAUGAGGGUUUAACUGGUAUGGCCAUUGUGGGCGGUGCAGCGCUAGCCAUUGGCGGUCUUAUAGGGAUGGGUGUGGCCAUGGCCAAGAAAUGAUACGCCUUAUCGGGCAUGUUGUCUUCGUGAACUUAAAUUAGGUGUUUAACAUCAUAUAUUGUUGUGACUAAAUUUCUCUCAGCAAAGAAAUGAGGCCCUGACCAAAGCUUACUUGUAUUCGAUUUUACCUUUAAUAUUCCCGAUAAAUCAGUAUGAAUAGAAUCUCUCAUCAAUUACAAAUGUAUAACUAUUAUGCAAUCUAAUACAAGCCAAAUCCAUGCUGGUUUUGUUAAAGUGUAUGAUUUAAAAUGAUAUUCUCAUAGCUAUGUGAUUUUGAGGAAAUUUUCUAUACAUUAUAACGAUUGUCCCUUUGACAAAUGUUGAACAUUAAGGUUCAUAUGGUAUUUUCAUAUAAGUUUAGCAAUAUUGAUUAUUUUUGAAAAAUGCUUUUAACAUUAAGGUUCUAAUGGUAUUUAAAUAUGAAUCGAGCAAAGUAGUUGAAAAACAAUGAUACAUAUUUACAGUUCCGUGAUACAAAUUACUCAAGUCAUUGUAUGAUUAUUUUAUUCACAUAUUAAGGUUUUUUUUGUCUACAUGUUUAAUGUUAUAGAUAUAUGUGCUAUUGUUGUAAUUAUUUGUUUAAAUGUGUCUAAUCUAAGUCAGUAUGUAUGUGUAUUAUCUCUCAAUAAAUUUGUGAUGAGAUUGUGAA